GGAAAAUUUGGUUUGGAUUUUAGAGAGACGGGAGAGAUGGCAGAAGUGGAGAUGAGAAGCGAACUGAGCAAGUCUGUAAUGGAAGAUAUUACACAGAGAUUAUCAUCACUUGAUAAUCUGUACUUCCCGAGAUCAGUUCAAGACACCUCCUCCAUCACUAAUCCUUCCGAAAGAAAAUCCAUUCUAUUUAAUCUUCUUUCACGCGACACUGCUGUCUUCCUAGAAAGAUAUGGAACAGAAUUAAGAAGCGAAGAACUGGAUGAGUUUGAUGUAUUGAAAGAAGAUUAUGAAAUAAGUUGGCACUUAAACAAUUUAAGGAAGGUACUCAGUCCAACAACGGAGGAUAACAAAUGUAGGUCAAUUACAGUAAAGAAUAGAAGAAGAGCUUAUUUGGAUAAAUUAAUUAAUGAUGGAAAUUACUUUUCUGAAGAUUCAAUGAGAGAAAGAGAACCUUAUUUACACCAUGAGUAUUUAGGAAAAUACCAGGAUCCUUUUGGUAGAAGUAUGGCUAGACCUGGUGAAAAAUGGUCUGAUACAUUGAUGAGACGUUACGAAGAAACGAUCUUGGUUACUAAGAUUAGAGGAGAACAGCAAAGAUUAGGGGUUGAUGAGAAGGAGUGGGUUGGGGGGGAUGUUAAACAACAGGAGGAGGAAGAAAAAGAAGAAGAAGAGGAGGAGGAGGAGGAGGAGGAGGAGGAAGAGGAUGAAGAUGAAGAUGAAGAUGAAGAUGACAAAGAACCUGCAAAGGAAAACGAUAAUCCACGUGCUUCUGAGGUGGUCGUUGAUAUGGAACCUGCCAACAGUGACCAGGGCAGCGGCAUGGAUAUCGGGGAGAGAGAAGCUUUAUCUGUUGCAGAGAUGGAAGAUCAAAUGGAACAAUUCACCCACAUUAUGCAACAGAAGUUUCUGACUGGUGAAGAUUCUCAGCAUUUGGACUACUCUAAAAUAGACAAUGAUGAAGCACUAGACGAACACUGGUUCAGGGAGGCCAACCAUGAUGCCGAGGAAAAGUACUUUGACGAAGAUGAAGAAUCUAAUUUCUGAGUUUUGUUUCUUCACCUCUCCUUCAAUCAUUAGGUACUAAAAACUCUUCUCUGGAGUAGGUUCUCACUGCAACUAAUUAUGUUAAUUAACCUUGUAUAUUAAAGUCAAAUUUUGCUGCUGCUGCCAGUAUUCAGAUCCUUCUUUCUUAGUUUUCCUAAUGCUAUAAAUCAGCUAGGAAAUAUGGUGAAAUUAUGCUUGGAGGUUAUCUUGAUGUUUUUCUUA
Molecule: messenger RNA, 1266 nt
Organism: Papaver somniferum (opium poppy)
Lineage: Eukaryota; Viridiplantae; Streptophyta; Magnoliopsida; Ranunculales; Papaveraceae
Product: coiled-coil domain-containing protein 97
Exons: 3
Coding region: 37-1044 (335 amino acids)
Source: RefSeq, a predicted model, not a curated record